Molecule: messenger RNA, 3444 nt
Organism: Meriones unguiculatus (Mongolian gerbil)
Lineage: Eukaryota; Metazoa; Chordata; Mammalia; Rodentia; Muridae
Gene: Snx9
Product: sorting nexin 9
Exons: 18
Coding region: 141-1910 (589 amino acids)
Biological process (GO): mitotic cytokinesis; endocytosis; mitotic cell cycle
Cellular component (GO): plasma membrane; cytoplasmic vesicle
Molecular function (GO): phosphatidylinositol binding; protein binding
Source: RefSeq, a predicted model, not a curated record
CGCGGGGGCCCGAGCGCCGAGAGCAGGGCUGACGCGGAGCCGCCGAGCCGCAGCCGGAGCCGUCCUCCCCGCCCGGCUAGGGCCGAACCGCCGCGGCGCGGGACACCAGGCGGCCCACCGGGGCCGGGGAACCGCCAGCCAUGGCCACCAAGGCUCGGGUUAUGUAUGAUUUUGCUGCUGAACCUGGAAACAAUGAGCUGACAGUUAAUGAAGGAGAAAUCAUCACAAUUACAAACCUGAACGUUGGUGGAGGAUGGCUGGAAGGAAGAAACAACAAAGGAGAACAAGGGCUUGUUCCUACAGACUAUGUGGAAAUUUUACCGAAUGAUGGAAAAGAUCAGUUUUCCUGUGGAAAUUCGGUGGCUGACCAGGCUUUCCUUGACUCCCUCUCCGCCAGCACGGCGCAGGCCAACAGCAACAACCAGGUUGCUGGUGGCAAUGACCCCUGGUCAGCCUGGAAUGCUCCCAAAUCUGGGAACUGGGACAGCUCAGAUGCCUGGGGCACCAGGACAGAUGGGGCUGGUGCUCAGAAGAACAGCGUUAACAACUGGGACACUGCCUUUGGCCACCCUCAGGCCUACCAAGGACCAGCAACUGGUGAUGAUGAUGAGUGGGACGAAGACUGGGACGACCCCAAGUCCUCAUCACCGUACUUUAAGGAUUCAGAGUCAGCUGAACCAGGAGGCAUCCAGCGGGGAAACAGUCGUCCAGGUGCCUCUUCCAUGAAGCUGCCCCUGAACAAAUUUCCUGGAUUUGCAAAACCUGGCAUGGAACAGUACUUGUUGGCCAAGCAACUAGCAAAACCCAAAGAGAAAAUCCCCAUCAUUGUUGGAGAUUAUGGCCCAAUGUGGGUUUAUCCUACCUCUACGUUUGACUGUGUGGUAGCAGAUCCCCGGAAAGGUUCCAAAAUGUAUGGUCUGAAGAGCUACAUUGAGUAUCAGCUAACACCCACUAACACUAAUCGAUCUGUAAACCACAGGUAUAAGCACUUUGAUUGGUUAUAUGAGCGUCUCCUGGUUAAGUUUGGGUCCGCCAUUCCAAUCCCUUCUCUCCCAGACAAGCAGGUGACAGGUCGCUUUGAAGAGGAAUUUAUCAAAAUGCGUAUGGAGCGCCUCCAGGCCUGGGUGACCAGGAUGUGCCGGCACCCCGUGGUGUCAGAAAGUGAAGUUUUCCAGCAGUUCCUGAAUUUCCGGGAUGAGAAGGAAUGGAAAACUGGAAAGAGGAAGGCUGAGAAAGACGAGCUGGUGGGAGUCAUGAUAUUCUCUACCAUGGAACCAGAGGCUCCUGACUUGGACUUGAUAGAGAUAGAACAGAAGUGUGACGCUGUGGGGAAGUUCACCAAGGCCAUGGAUGACGGUGUGAAGGAGCUGCUGACGGUGGGGCAGGAGCACUGGAAGCGCUGCACGGGCCCCUUACCCAAGGAGUAUCAGAAGAUAGGGAAGGCUCUGCAGAGCCUAGCAGCGGUGUUCAGCUCCAGCGGUUAUCAAGGUGAAACGGACCUGAAUGACGCAAUAACAGAAGCUGGGAAGACUUACGAGGAGAUUGCCAGCCUUGUGGCCGAGCAGCCAAAGAAGGACCUCCACUUCCUGAUGGAGUGCAACCACGAGUACAAAGGCUUUCUUGGCUGCUUCCCGGACAUCAUUGGUGCUCACAAGGGAGCAAUAGAAAAAGUGAAGGAAAGUGAUAAGCUGGUUGCAACUAGUAAAAUCACCCCCCAAGACAAACAGACGAUGGUGAAGCGAGUUGGCACCAUGUCUUACGCUUUGCAAGCUGAGAUGAAUCACUUCCACAGUAACCGGAUCUACGAUUACAACAGUGUCAUUCGCCUUUACCUGGAGCAGCAAGUGCAGUUCUAUGAAACAAUCGCAGAAAAGCUGAGGCAGGCCCUCAGCCGCUUUCCGGUUAUGUAGACCAGAAUGGAAUGCAAAAGAACUCCGAAGUGCUUCUUUCUGACCUGGGGCGAUGCAGUUCACUUUUUCCCCUAUAUUAAGAAAGAGAGAAAAAGAAAGGAAAACCAAAAAAGAAAUAAGCUGACAAAAACCUGUUUUCGUCCUUAGCCAGCCUAAAUGCACCAUUUGUUAGGAUGGCCUUUUUUGGUUCAUUUCAACACUUAUUAGUUACCCAAUGGAAGAUGUCUAUUUUUGGAAAUACUUAAAUUCAUCAAGAUUUUGAAUGGAGAAAUAGGGGUUCCUCCUCCUGGUAUUUUACAUAGGAUCGUAAUUUAUACAUUACCUUGAUAUUCCAGUUCUUACCCAAUGUCAGAUAAUUAAUACUAAUUGCUUUCUUAAAAAUAUGAAAUAUGCCAGAAUAAAAAGUAUAUCUUUGUAUAUUUUUAUAACUCUUUCAGUCCUUUGGGGCCCCUGUCUGUUUAGGGAAGUCUGCACACCCUCCACUGGCAUAGCUGCAGCUCAGGUGCUCACAGGUGCGGGCAUGCGGAGAGGGUCUCCAGAUUGCCUACACCCUCACGGUGCCUGGUGGGGAGCCCAUCACAAGUCACACGUGGUGGGCACAGCAGGUGAGUGGACCCCACCUGCCCACUGCUGCCCACAGGGUCAGUUUUCCUGUGCUGCUCUUGUGUAACAUUUAGCACUCUUUGUACUCCUCUCUAGUUCAAGGUAAAGCACGUUUUAUGCUAGAAGAAUAAGUCAGAAAAGGUGACUUGUUCCCACUACCCCAGGUGGGUAGCCACCCUGAUUCCUAUCCCCAGGAGCACCUGGGGGAAGAACCAGUCAUCUUCCAGAGCUCUCACCCCUCACUCUCAGUCACCCCCACCCCACCCCCCGCCACUGUCCAUCAGGUGAGAUAGGAGAGGUGCCAGUGGCCUCCUGGUUUGGAGCAGCAGUGGCUGGUCAGAAUUCUCUCAAAAGAUGAACUAGAGUCCAGCACCUGUUCCUGUCCCAGAGAACAGGGAGGCUAAAUAACUGACGCGGGUGUCGGCUUGAAGGACGGGUGGCAGCCAGCUGAUGAUGAGCAGAGAGGGAUACUGUCUGUGGCUGUGUGUCCCCACCUUCAGACAGUCCUGGUCCUGUGGGCUCAUAGCACAAAGUACACACUGGCUCCUCCCCGCAGACAGGAGCUCCCUCCACAGUUGCCUUAUACUUAAUCCACUGCUUUCACUUUUCUGACCUGAUGAUUCUGUUAUAGAGAAUGGGAAGUCUGGGCCAACAUAAAUAAGUGAAACCAAAAAUAAGUAGCUGAGAAAAUCCAAUAAGCAUGAAUAUGAGAACUUCUUGUUCCUUGAUAUCACGGGUUUUUGUUAAUGUUUUAUAAGUAAUUUUCCCCUACUUGAUUUUCCUUUUAUAAAAUUCCAUAGAGCAGUGUUUAUGAUGCAGCCAUUUAAUAUAUGUACAAAUUGUAAAGAAUAUGUAUAAAUAUUUUACAUAAAUGUAAGAGCAUGUAGAAGGCAAUAUAUAAAUAAAUUGUUUAAAAAAACUGUACAACAAA